Alternaria rosae is the source of this 2683-nucleotide messenger RNA. RefSeq names its product IdgA domain-containing protein. The transcript has 4 exons. Gene Ontology annotation, molecular function: kinase activity; pseudouridylate synthase activity. Bases 31 to 2412 code for a protein of 793 amino acids. The record is from RefSeq and is a predicted model, not a curated record. Lineage: Eukaryota; Fungi; Ascomycota; Dothideomycetes; Pleosporales; Pleosporaceae.
AUCUACCCACCCUCACUUUCCCACGUCACUAUGAGACUCCUAGCACGUUCAAUUGGUAGGCCGCAGAUAUCUGCCAGUCGCCAUGGCAUCGCGACUGCAUCGGGAAGGCGCCAUUUGACCAACAAUGGCUUCUUUCGUGUCUCGGAGGAGGUGCGCGAAGCUCUACACUCCAAAAAGCCCGUCGUCGCGCUGGAGACGACAAUCUACACUCAUGGCUUCCCAUAUCCUGAGAACGUAGCCCUCGCAUCCCUCCUCGAAAGCGUAGUCCGAACAAAUGGCGGCAUCCCAGCUACCAUUGGCAUUCUAGACGGUGUAGCACGUGUAGGCAUGGAUCCAGAAGAGCUGAUAAAACUGGCUUCUUCUGCUGGUAACCCAAACACGAUGAAGCUCUCGCGACGAGACCUCGGCUAUGUAUGCGGUAUGCGACUGACUGAUAAGUCCUUCAAUGGCGGUACAACUAUAUCAGGCACUAUGCUGCUCGCUCACCUCGCUGGCAUCAAGAUCUUUGGAACAGGUGGCCUUGGUGGAGUUCAUCGCGGCGCCGAGUCGAGCAUGGAUAUUUCUGCCGAUUUGACAGAGCUCGGCAGGACUCCGGUCACCGUUAUCUCUAGUGGCUGCAAGAGCUUCCUCGACAUACCACGGACGAUAGAAUAUCUCGAGACUGAAGGCGUAGGUGUAGGCACCUUCGCCGAUGGACGACAAGGCAAUGUAGACUUCCCUGCUUUCUGGUCAAGAGACAGUGGAGUCAAGAGUCCGACGACCAUUGCGGAUGAGAUCGAGGCGGCUGCUGUUAUAUAUGCGCAACACGCACUUCAAAUCUCAUCUGGUCUCCUCUUCGCCAACCCUGUUCCUACCGAUUUCGCUAUACCCAAAGAUGAAAUGGACGUAAUCAUUGCCGAGGCCCUGAAACAAGCCGAAGCAGCCAACAUCUCUGGCAAAGAUAAUACGCCUUUUGUACUUGCUAAGAUCAAAGAGCUCAGCAAGGGCAAGAGCAUACCCGCCAACAGAGCUCUCAUAGAAUCGAACGUGAGGCGCGCGACUAUUGUAGCACGAGAGCUUGCUAUCCUCGAAGCGAAGCAGGAACAAGCCCAGGGACAAAACUCCUCUUACUUCACUCCCGUUCAGUCCAGUUCCGCGUCUAGUGCAACCUCAUCACCUUCUGAGCCUCCAUCUACUCCUGCUACGUCAAUCUCCUCUAAAAAUGAGUCUCAAAAAGCCCCGGAUGUAGUCGUUGCAGGUGCUCUUGCGGUAGACUUCUCAUGUGACUAUGCUCCGUUUACAGCCUCUACGAGCCAAACCGAUCCACUACCUCAUACCUCAAACCCAGCAGUCAUCACCCAAACGCUCGGAGGCGUGGCCCACAACAUCGCAAAAGCCUCUCACCUCCUCGGCUCAUUCGUCCGUCUCCACAGUGCGGUAGGUGACGACCUAAGUGGCCGCGCAGCAAUCAGCCAGCUACAAGAAGAAGGCAUGUCAACAUCCGGCAUCAAAACCCUCCCAGCCCCAUCCCGAACAGCCCAAUACGUCGCCAUCAACAACACCAACAAAGACCUCGCCCUCGCCAUGGCAGACAUGUCGAUCCUAGAAACCAUCCCCAUCGAAACCAUCCAGAACCUCGCGACCAGCAUCUUCUCCCCCACCUCCGCCCGCCCCAAAGCCUUCGUCACAGACGCAAACUGGUCGUCCCCCGCCCUACACACCUGGCUCCAAGCUGCCCGGCACCCGGAAACAACCACAAUCUUCGAGCCUGUUUCCACAGCAAAGGCGCUGCGUAUAUUCCCUUCCACCUCCAGCACCACGGCUUCAGCAUCCAUCUACCCCACCCCCCUCGUCGACAUCAUCACACCAAAUACCUACGAACUCACCGCUCUCCACGACUUCGCUGCACACUCUUCUCUCUUCGAGUCACCGGAAUGGUUCGGUGUGAUUGAUGCGCUGGGUAUACCCAAUGGCGGGUUGAGAGUUCCUCUAGCAGUUACCGUGGGCGGUGAACUGGUCGACCAAGGCAUCCCGCAACAAACCAUCAAACUCCUCCCUUUCUUCACUACUAUCCUGACGAAAUUGGGGAGCAAGGGCGUGUUGAUGACGAAGUUGCUAGAGGCUGAUGCGGAGGAAUUGAGGGAUGAGAAAGAGAGGCAGUAUGUGCUUGCUAGGAACAUGUCGGCGUCGGCUGGUGAGGGCAAGGGCGUUGGGGGUCUCUACAUAAGACUGUUCCCUGUGGAGAAGGUGCUAGAGCCCAGUGAGGUAGUUAGUGUAAACGGCAUAGGCGACACAUUCUGUGGUGCUGUUGCACAUGGACUCGGGAGGGGGAUGAAGGUUAAGGAUGUUGUGGGGUUUGCGCAAAGGGCUGCAGGGGAGAGUUUGAGGAGUAGGGAGGCGGUUGGGGAGGGGUUGAGGGGGUUGAAGCUGUAGACUUUUCGUGUUACUGUGAACAUAGCCGCGCUGGCAUGCACAUCUUAGCUAUCAUGUUACCGCCACUUCGAGUAUACACGCUGUCAAAACUUACAUGCCCUGCAAAUGGCUGAAUCUGUGGAUUACUGAUACUGCACGGCAGCCAUGGCGGCUGAGCUGAACCCGCUAGAUACAUGCAGGGGCUAGCUUCAAAAAAAAGCCGCCGACGGUACUAACCGUUGCCGUUGCAUAUCCCCAUGGAUAUGCUCCGCGUAAGUUUAGAUGAACUUGG